AGAUGGACUGCAACUUUGGGCAAGGUCUGUGUAGUUGGGUCCAGGAAACAUCGGAUGGUAUCGACUGGAUCCGAAGCAGGGGUCUCCAAGUGGACCAGCCAUUGGAUGGACCUAUGUAUGACCACACCACUGAGGGCAAAAAUGGGUUCUACAUACUGUUAAACGGCUCGGGAUCUGAAGAUGGCGAGAGGGCCGUCAUAUAUCUUCCUCUACACAGCGAACAACAAACAGAUAUCUGCGUGGGAUUCUGGUAUUACAUGCUUGGACCGUCAGUGCCUCGUCUUGACCUGGUGGUUCAAGAUAAGAACUCUGAUUGGCUGGCCUGGACUCGCCAAGGCAGUCAGGAUUCAGAGUGGAUGAACGCACAGGUGACCAUCUCUACCAGCCAGGUGGUCAAGGUCCUGUUUGAAGGCCGGAGGAACACCAGCAGCCGGGGGUUUGUCGCCAUCGACGACAUCACGGUGAGGCAAGGCAUCUGCACCGCCGGUCAUGUAUGCAGCUUUGACUCAAACUUGUGCAACUUUGAGGCGGAUCAUAUGUGGGUUCGCCAAAGAGGGAUGGAGACACAUUUGGACCACACCUCUGGAACUGAGCAUGGGUUCUUCAUGACUGUGCAUGUUCGGGAGGGGCAGCAGGAGGAAGUGGCUCAUCUCCGUACACCAGACUUCCCCGCGUCGACGGGGACGUGCAUACGGUUCUGGUACUGGUUGCAGGCGGGCACCGCUGACAUCCUCUCGGUCCACGUGCUGCAGGGCGCCGACCUCAGCUCUGCUCUGUGGAGCCGCUCCGGAGCGCCCUCUACAGGCUGGGAGGUGGCGGAGCUCACCGUGUCCUCCACCGGCAAGUUUAAGGUGGUGUUCAGUGUGCUGCGGGAUCCCAGCACCAACUCCACGGUACUGCUCGAUGACGUCUCAUGGACGGACGGGCUGUGUGCCCCGCGGGGGGGCUGUGACUUUGAGUCCGGGACGUGCACCUGGGUCAACGUCCCCGUGGAGGGGGGCCACGACUGGGUGCACGCCAACGGACACUUCCAGGGCCCGCCGGCCGACCACACCACGGAGACCAGCGAGGGUGGGUUCUUGCUGAGCUCAGCCCUGCCACAGGGCCAGCCCAGUCGGGCCCAGGUGCUCUCUGAGUGGAUCCACCAGAGAGAGGAGCUGGCCUGUCUGGCCCUCUGGUACCACACAUCCACCAGUGACUUGGGUACAUUGCGUGUAUUCAUACUAUCAGGGCUGGAGGAAAAGCAACUAGUGCUUCAAACUAACCACUCAGGCCCUGGAUGGACCCUGCUCUCUGAUUCUGUAUCCAGCUCCAAACCUUUCCAGGUGAUGAUCGAGGCAGAGUCCCUAGAUGGUGGUUUCGUGGCUGUUGAUGAUAUCAGCAUCAAACCGGGUUCAUGCCCAGGGAAUGAAACAACCGAGGGGUUUACGGGUUGUUCCUUUGAGAAUGACACUUGUGACUGGUUGGACGUCAGUACCAGUAAGUUUCAGUGGCUCAGGAACAGAAACGCAACUCUGAGUGAGAAUACCGGACCGUCUGUGGACAACACACUGGGAACUGAGCUGGGUUGGUACAUGGCGGUGGAGGCAGACAAAGGUGAAGAGAACAGCUUUGCCACCCUGCAAAGUCCCACCAUGAACCAGGCCAGCGCAGACUGUACACUACACUUCUACUACCAUAUGUAUGGAAAAGACAUGGGGGGCCUGCUGGUGGUGCUGGGGACGGACACCAGGUCCACUCCCCUGUGGUGGCUGUCCGGGGACCAGGGGAACCACUGGCUUCACGGGGAGGUCCGGGUGGCCCGCGUCCCUCACCAGUUCUCCAUCUCGUUCGAGGCGGUCCGAAGCUUCAGCCACCUCGGGGACGUGGCCAUCGACGACGUCAGCUUCUCCAACUGCACCCUGCCCGAUCCCCAGCCUUCAUGUCCUGAGGUGAUGUUCACCUGCAACAACAGGGUGUGCGUUGAACGCAACCGAGUGUGUGACUUCACUGAUGACUGCGGAGAUGAGUCUGAUGAGGCAGACUGUGAGCAACACGGGAAGGCCGGGCGCUGCAGCUUCGAGCAGGGCCUGUGUUCCUGGACAGGAAGUGGGUGGACUUGGCACACGGCCACUGACGCCUGGCCCAUGCACGGGCCCCCACGGGACCAUACACAAAACACAAACGCUGGUCACUAUGUCGUCCCGGGGCCUGGGAGUUUGACGGGACCGCCCGGAGAGCUCAUCUCCCACACCCUGCUUCCGAGCGCCAACUGCAGCGUGAGGUUCUACCACUUCAGCCGAGACGACUCCACCGCCCGGCUCAGCCUCCACGCCAGGACGCAGUGGCCAUCUGGCAGUGGCGGCGACACGGCCCUGUGGCUCAGGGACCAAUCACAGAGCUACAGCUGGCAGAGGGCGGAGGUCACCUUCUCCUCCUCGGCUCCGAGCAAGAUAGUUUUCCGCUACGAGCGAGGUCAUGCUUCGGGGUUGGUUGCCCUGGACGACGUGUCUUUCUCGGAAAGCUGCCUCUUUGACACUGGGCCGCCCUGUAAGGACGACGAGUUCCACUGCUGGCGAUCGGAGGGAACUCCAUGUGUGUCGGCGAGCAGGCAGUGUGACUACCGGCUGGAUUGCCCCCUAGGGGAGGACGAGGACACCUGUGGUCCGUGCACCUUCGAGAGGGACCAGUGCCAGUGGAACGACAGCAGCCAGGGGCCGCGCGGGUGGCUGAGACAGAGGGCCACCAACCAGACCACGCCCCCCACCGACCACACCUCACAGACAGGCUUCUACAUGAAAGUGGAGCCCGUUCCUGGGAGGGCGCUUGAUGAGGCUCGUCUCUCGAGUCCCCUUCUCCCGGCCUCGUCCGCCUACUGUCAGAUGCGGUUUCACUUCCACAUGAGCAGUGAGAGAGCUGGGUCACUGGCAGUGCUUAUGCAGCAAGCCGGGGCCGGUGAAGCAACGCUGUGGUCACGCCCUCACAACACUGUCUCCCGUUGGGCCUACGAGUCCCUGCCGCUUGGCCAACACCUCCAGCCAUAUAAGCUGUUCUUCAUUAGCAAGGUGAAUAAAACUGUAGCUUUGGACGACAUCUCCUUCGUGAACUGCGAAGCAUCCUUCCAGCCCCCAGCUCUGUCCAACUACAGCUGCACCUUUGAGGAAGGUCUGUGUGGCUGGGAGCAGGGGUCCCAAGGGCAGCUGGAGUGGCUGAGGACCUCUGGCCCUACAGAUACUCCCAACACGGGGCCCUCCGGAGACCACACCAACGGCACCGGGAAGUACUUGUAUAUAGAGAGUUCCCCGCCAAGUCAAAAGGGGAACGUGGCCUGGUUAAAGUCUCAGCUGCUGGCCCCUGCUGGUGAAGACGGGUACUGCCUCACCUUCUGGUACCACAUGUAUGGAGCCACGGUGGGGUCUCUGAGGGUGGUCCUGCAGAAGGUCGACCCCUAUGAGCAAACAACGGCAUGGCAGCUCAACGGGAGCCAGGGUCGUGAUUGGCAGAUGGGCCGGCUUCACGUGACGGAUCAGCCACGCGUCCACCUGGCCAUCCUGGAGGCCAGGGUGGGCGGGGAGACGGGCGACAUCGCCGUCGACGACGUCAAGCUCGUCAGCGGCCCGUGCGCCGCCUCAGAUGUGUGUGACUUUGAGACGGGGAGCUGUAAUUGGCAGCAGGAAGCAAACGACAAUUCAGGCUGGGUCCGAUGGUCGGGCCCCAGCCCCAACCCCAACACCGGCCCUGUCACCGACCACACCACCCACACGGACUGGGGACAUUACUACCUCCUGCCCUCCAAGGCCUCGGACCUGUCUGGGCACAGAACCAAGAUGGCCUCACCCUGGUUCACUGCAGUGAAUGGAGGGUGCCUGCAGCUCUGGUACCACAUGCACGGCCCAGGCGUGGGGACCCUGAACGUGUACCGUCAGAGCCAGUCAGGCCAGGACACCCUGCUGCUGUUCGGCUCCGGGGACCACAGCCCCAUGUGGAGGUUCGCCCAGGCCCCCCUGGGGGACCACCCCCUGCCAUACCGGAUCGUGGUGGAAGGCGUGAGUGAGGGCCCCACCCAGAGCGGGGACAUGGCCUUCGACGACGUCCAGGUCACCCACCAACCCUGCCCCCCGCCGGGCCACUGCGACUUUGAGAGCAGCCUGUGUGACUGGAGCAACCUGGGUGGAGGAGAGGACCUGGGUGGAGGAGCGGACCUGGGGGGCUGGCUCAGGGGCCGGGGAGCCUCCCCACACCCCAGCAACGGGCCCGACGUCGAUCACACCACCGACUCAGAUCAGGGUUACUAUGUGCAUAUUGACACCUAUGUUGGUGGUUGGGGAACGGUGUCGUCCCUGCGAGGGGAUUUACUCCAAGCCGCCACUGGAGGGCACUGUCUCAACUUUUGGUACCAUAUGAAUGGUAGUGAUGUGGGCACUCUGCAGGUGUAUAUAAAUGACAGGAAAAUGCACAACAGCGGCGAAGGGGAAGGAGUUCUACUUUGGAAUAAGGAUGGUAACCAAGGACACACGUGGCUGGAGGCUAGCGUGCCUGUUCUUCACGGAAAUGCAUUCUGGUUUGUGUUUGUGUAUCAGGGUGGAACGGGUGGCGGUGGCACCGUGGCGCUGGACGAUAUCAACGUCCUGUCCGGACCGUGCCCCAAUGCGCCCCCUACGCCACCGACCACUGAAGAAUCACUGACCGUUGGGCUGGCAGUGGGACUCACUCUGAUGUCGGGCGUUGCCAUCGCCAGCAGCCUCUUCGCGUUCAAUAAUUGGUGGACUGCAAGGUGGUCCGCAAGUGGUUUUGUCUGUGUGUGCGGGUGCCUCGGGGGUGCACCGGAGAACACCGACCGUGUGGAAAUCGCCCGGAACUCAGUAUUUGAGAUUAUGAGCGACCAAGAAGCACAACAUGAAAAUGAAUCAGACCUUUCCUUCUUCAACAAUUUGUAUGAGCCGUCCCAACCAGAUACCCCCGUGUGAGCACAGAUGCAUAAUAGAUCAUAUAUUGGUGUUAUAUGAUUCCUAAGUUAAUAAUAAAUGCAAUUCAU
This is a messenger RNA of Gadus chalcogrammus (walleye pollock), 5014 nucleotides long. Its product is annotated as MAM and LDL-receptor class A domain-containing protein 1-like. NCBI's taxonomy places the organism in Eukaryota, Metazoa, Chordata, Actinopteri, Gadiformes, Gadidae. The transcript has 37 exons. The record is from RefSeq and is a predicted model, not a curated record. Gene Ontology annotation, molecular function: protein binding. Gene Ontology annotation, cellular component: membrane. The coding region runs from base 3 to 4946 and encodes 1647 amino acids.